AUGCCGGCAACUUGCGCCGCUCGUGUUUUUCAACUCACUCGAGAGCUCGGUCACAAAUCCGACGGUGAAACCAUCGAAUGGCUCCUCCAUCCAAAGUCUGAAUUCCCUUGCCUUGGUCAGAAUGACUUCGAUGAGGGUGAAAUUCCUAGAAGUUUGGGAAAUUUGAAGCACUUGACAUGGCUUUAUUUGGCUGGGAUUAAUUUGAGGGGGUUGAUUCCACAGUCUAUUUUUGGACUUAAAGCCCUUGAAACAUUAGAUUUGUCUACCAACAGUCUCUCAGGUGAGAUCCCAACAGCGAUUUCAAAUUUGCAGCGUCUCAACAAGAUCGAGCUCUUUAUGAACAAUUUCACUGGAGAUAUCCCACCUGAGCUUGCAAAGCUCACACUUCUGCGUGAAUUUGACAUUUCUAAGAACCAGAUGUCUGGAGAAAUUCCUGCUGAGAUCGGUAAUCUGAAGAAUUUGGUGGUCUUCCAAUUAUAUGAAAACUAUUUCACAGGAGAACCCCCUUCUGGGUUUGGGGAUUUGCAGCAUCUGGAGGCCUUUUCUAUCUACAGAAACAACUUGGAUGGUUACUAA
Telopea speciosissima is the source of this 576-nucleotide messenger RNA. Its product is annotated as receptor protein-tyrosine kinase CEPR2-like. The transcript is spliced from 2 exons. Bases 1 to 576 code for a protein of 191 amino acids. The record is from RefSeq and is a predicted model, not a curated record. Gene Ontology annotation, molecular function: protein binding. NCBI's taxonomy places the organism in Eukaryota, Viridiplantae, Streptophyta, Magnoliopsida, Proteales, Proteaceae.